Messenger RNA from Contarinia nasturtii (swede midge), 1443 nucleotides. RefSeq names its product 60S ribosomal protein L3 (gene RpL3). Gene Ontology annotation, molecular function: structural constituent of ribosome; RNA binding. Gene Ontology annotation, biological process: translation; ribosomal large subunit assembly. NCBI's taxonomy places the organism in Eukaryota, Metazoa, Arthropoda, Insecta, Diptera, Cecidomyiidae. The record is from RefSeq and is a predicted model, not a curated record. The transcript is spliced from 6 exons. Gene Ontology annotation, cellular component: ribosome; cytosolic large ribosomal subunit. Bases 113 to 1351 code for a protein of 412 amino acids.
GUGUCAAUGGCGCUGAGUGUCUGCCGCGACCACAUUAUCAUCCAUACAAAGCGACAACCAUUUCUUUUCACUUCAACAUCUCGAAGAAUACAGUUCUGUACUCGAGAGCAAAAUGUCUCACCGUAAAUUCUCGGCUCCUCGCCAUGGUUCAAUGGCAUUCUACCCAAAAAAGCGUGCCGCUAGACAUCGCGGAAAGGUAAAGGCUUUCCCAAAGGAUGAUCCAUCCAAACCAGUCCAUUUGACUGCUUUCCUCGGCUACAAAGCUGGUAUGACCCACAUUGUGCGUGAGGCUGAUCGUCCAGGAUCAAAGAUCAACAAGAAAGAAGUUGUUGAGGCUGUCACCAUCAUUGAAACACCACCAGUGGUUGUUGUUGGUGCUGUCGGUUAUAUCGAAACACCAUUCGGUUGCCGUUCAUUGGUCCAAGUUUGGGCUCAACAUUUGUCGGAAGAAUGCCGUCGUCGAUUCUACAAGAAUUGGUACAAGAGCAAGAAGAAGGCAUUCACCAAGGCCAGCAAGAAAUGGACCGAUACAUUCGGAAAGAAGAGCAUCGAAGCUGACUUCAAGAAAAUGAUCAAAUACUGCAAAUACGUUCGUGUCAUCGUACACUCGCAGAUCCGUUUGAUCAAGCAACGCCAAAAGAAGGCUCAUAUUAUGGAAAUCCAAUUGAACGGAGGUUCCAUUGAAGACAAAGUCAACUGGGUGAAAGAACAUUUGGAAAAACCAGUUCCAGUCAACCAAGUCUUUGCCCAAGACGAGAUGAUCGAUACCAUUGGUGUAACCAAAGGUAAAGGUUUCAAGGGUGUCACCAGCCGUUGGCACACAAAGAAAUUGCCACGCAAGACACACAAGGGUUUGCGUAAGGUCGCUUGUAUUGGUGCAUGGCAUCCAAGUCGUGUAUCGUUCACUGUUGCCCGUGCCGGUCAAAAGGGUUACCAUCACCGUACCGAAGUCAACAAGAAGAUCUACCGUAUUGGUGCCGGUAUCCACACCAAGGAUGGCAAGAUCGUCAAGAACAACGCUUCCACCCAAUACGAUUUGUCCGACAAAUCAAUCACCCCAAUGGGUGGUUUCCCUCACUAUGGUGAAGUGAACAAUGACUUUGUCAUGAUCAAGGGAUGCUGCAUUGGUUCACGCAAACGUAUCAUCACAUUGCGUAAAUCAUUGAUUGUCCACACCAAACGUUCGGCAUUGGAACAAAUCCAAUUGAAAUUCAUCGAUACCGCAUCAAAAAUGGGACACGGUCGUUUCCAAACACCAGCCGACAAAUUGGCAUUCAUGGGACCACUCAAAAAGGAUCGUAUCCGCGAAGAACAAGCCCAAGCCGCCACUGUUGCAGCCAAGACAGCUUAAAUUUGAAAAGAACUAUUUACAAUAUUUCAUUGUAUUUGUAUUACGUCUGAAAAUUCCAUUAUAAUAAUAAAUGGAGUAAAAGACAAAACACA